UCUUACAGGGCUCCUGAGUUCCCAAGGGCUCCUGGCAAAAGUACAACUUUAAACGUCAGGGAAUGAGAUGGAGUGGAGAGUCUUGUGAUCCCAGCUUUUCAGAACUGCAAAGUCAUAUUCAGACUUUUAAUUGCUGCCACACUGAGGAUAAAAACACGUGUCAGAGGAGCCAAAUCAUCACAGGAGAAAUCUCCUGAAUGGUCUGGAUUAGACGUGAGGAGCGGUGGAAAUCUGAUUGAGUCUUUAGUAAGCUGUCAGAGUAUUGGCUGGACUUCAUGCAAUCUGUUGCGGCAUUGGCUGAUGGCUCCCUCUGUCACACACAUCCAGACUGCAGGACGUGCAGCAGGAAUACCAUGGGAAGACUCUAGAUAUACUGAUCUCUCUCCUACUCUGCUGCAUUAACAUUACCACAGCGUGGUCUGUGGAUAAUUAAUUCAUGAGCUUAGAUAGAGCUCUUGGAUCCCUUCAUUCUGGUUCUGUUGAUUGGAAUGAAACAGGAGCAGAUCAGAAGGUUUUUCUCACCUUGGGAUACAGAUGCCUUCAGUUUUCUUGGGACUUUUAAUGAUUGAUGGAAGAUGAGGCUAGAAUACAAGUUGACAUUCAUUUCUUUGGCUGUGUAUUGAAGGCAGGGCUGUUGGAGAAUCCCAGAUGGGAUGAAAACGACUCUGAUGUGUUGCCUUAAACUAGCUGCCAAUAAAUCUGAGUCUUAAGUUAGACUGAGUUGAUCUCCACCUGUCCCCUUUCACCGAACAAACGGACUGGAGAAUAUACUUCCUGGAUUGAUAUAUUGGAAGGUAGCCUAGUAAAAUCCAGCAUCUUGUUCUACUCUUUGCUUCACUCAGAGGGUCCGGGCUCUCGGCUAUUGAGCUUUCUCAAGGUGUGGACUCUGAAGUUUUAAUCUUUAGCCCGUGACGUAUGUAAUAUGCCAGUUCAAAGCAGUGAAGCUUACCAAGAAGUGCCGAGCUGAACGAGAUGGCUGUUAAUGUUAAUUCAAUAUUUGGAAGCGUGACCAACACAGACUGAACUGCUUCAUUCGCUUUCUUCACUGCCAUUGCUAAAACUACAAACAGUGCAGAAAAUUGUUCACAAGUCCUUCUAUUCGCUGACUGGCCCGGUUGAAUCCAACUCAGUGGGAGACAACCCAGACUGAGCUGUAAAGCAAGAUUUGAAUUGAGAGGAUUAGCGCUGGAAGGCAAUGGCCAGACCUUAGAGGUUGAUCUUUCACCGGCUCGAGCUUCCCAUUUGUUGCUUCAUUCCCCCCCGGGGCAUCUCUGGAGACAUGGGGAAUUCAAUGGGUUGCGUUCGGCCUCUUCGGGAGGGCGAUCCAGACGGCGCACCGACCCUGACACCAAAGAAACGUCUUCGCUUCAGACGUAAGCAGAAGGGCAAUAAGAACCGGAGGGCUGGGGAGGAGAAACGAACCCGCGUCCAUGAGUCCAGCCAGGUCGACCAGGUGAAGGAGAAAAAUCCUGAAGGUGUGGAGUGUAGCAGAACAGUGCCUGAAUCCCAUUUAAGUCAUUCCAGAACUGAUCCACACAGCAAUGCUCUGUCUCCCGGCUCUAUGAGUGGACUGUUGAGCAGCCGAAUACUCGAAGCGACUCCCAAACCCAGUCCAGCCUGGAGAGGAGUCUUCUGCCUUCCUGGGGAGGAAGACACGGUCAGCGCCAUCAUCGACGUCUCCAGCAUUCCGAGCCAAACCACAGCCACGACCCCGGUCAACACGGCGCCGGCCCUGGGCAGUACCACUCCAGGAGGAGGCAAGGUCUGCCGGGUUAGGGAGAAAGUUCAAGGCAUUCUGGAAAAACCUUGGAUACACAAAAGGGAAGAGGAGAAGGAGAAAGUGAGUAAGGAUGGAGGGGGAAACAGGCCGAAGCCGGCAGUAAAGGAGCAUAAAGGUGUAGUCCACAUCCGAGAGGUGGAUGGGAAGCUCUGCGUGGUGCGGACGGUCUACCCCACUGAUCUGGGCUCCCCGCUGCGGAAGGACAACGAGGUGGAUGUUCAUAAAGAACCUCCGACACCAUCACCCGUCGCAGGAAACAUCCUGAAAGUCAAGCUGGUAGAACCAGCAGGUGAUUCCCCGACAUCGUCCGGCCAUUUGCACAUCCAGGACGCCAUGAAAGCUUCGUGUCUUUUCGAGUCUGGCUACUCCAGCGAUCUUCCUCUGACGUCUCCGGAAACGGCAGGUACCUCUCCCAGUCAGACGGACUGGGGAGGCCUGACCAGCAGCUCAUCUGAGAAACUGGACUCUACCCUGGAGAGUCCGCUGGCACCGCAGAAACAGGCGGCUUCGAAGCACUUGCCACAGAUCUCAGAGAUCUACGUCUGCGGCGAAUCCGCUGACCUCACAGCCAAAGAGAAGCUGCUGCUAUGGAGCCAGCAGGCCACCGAGGGCUACCCCGGCCUCCGCUGCACCAACUUCAGCUCGGCGUGGAGCGACGGCCGCAUGUUCAACGCGCUGCUGCACAGAUACAGGCCGGACCUCAUCAACAUGGAGGCCGUGACCCGGCAGAGCAACCGGGAGAACCUGGAGCAGGCCUUCGAGAUCGCUGAGUCGCUGGGCGUGACCAGGCUGCUGGACGCCGAGGAUGUUGACGUUCCGUCUCCAGAUGAGAAGUCCGUCAUCACUUACGUCUCCUCCAUUUACGACGCUUUCCCUAAAAUCCCAGAGGGAGGAGAAGGCAUCGCCGCGCAGGAAGUGGACCAGCGCUGGUCGGAGUACCAGUCUAGGUUCUCGUCUCUGCUCCAGUGGAGCCGGCAGCAUACGGCCCUCAUGGCCAAGAAGAACUUCCCACAGAACCCAGUAGAACUCAAGGCACUUUAUAACGAGUACAUCCAUUUCAAAGAGAUGGAGAUCCCCAGCAAGGAGACGGAGAAGUCUCACAUCGAGCAUCUCUACAAGCUGCUGGAGGUUUGGAUCGAGUUCGGCCGGAUUAAGCUUCCUCCGGGCCUCCAUCCCAACGAUCUGGAGGAGGAGUGGGGCAAACUGAUCCUGGAGAUGCUGGAGCGGGAGAAGGCCCUGAGGCCGGCCGUGGAGAGAGUGGAGCUGCUGCUGCAGCGAGCCAAUAAGAUCCAGAACACGGCCGUGGACUGUGAGGAGAAACUCACCCUGGCUAAGAACACGCUGCAGGCUGACGCGUCCCGGGCCGAGAGCGGCGAGGCGGUGCAAUGCGAGGGAGAAAUGGCUUGUUACCUGCAGGACUGUGAGGCGCUGAUCCGGCAAAUCGAGCAGGAUCUGAAAAUCCUACGAGAGGAAAAGUACUACCAGGUGGACCAGCUGGCCUUCAGAGUUAACUGCCUUCAGGAGGAGCUGGUCUCGCUCCGGCUGCAGUGCUCCAGCGUCUACCGGAAGGGCCACUUCUCUCAGUCCCUGGGGCCCACCGGCACGGAGCCGCCCUGGCAGAGAGCCACAGACGGAGGCCUCUCUCUGGGUCAGACCCUGCUGGGAGCCGUGGGCGCCGUGGGGGCGGUUGGAGCCGCUCUCCUGCGGCGACCGAUGGCGCGCUCCCAGCUGGUGGCCAUGUCGUCAUCAGAGGACGAAGGAAGCCUGAGGUUCAUCUACGAGCUGCUGGGAUGGGUGGAGGAGACGCAGGAGCUGCUGGAGGGAGCAGAAUGGGGCGCAGACCUCCCCUCUGUGGAGAACAACCUGCAGGAGCACAACACCAUCCACACGGCUGUGGAGGAGCUGCUGAGCAGCCUGCAGGAGGCGCGCAGCUACGAGGCUAAAGUAUCUCCGAACUAUAAAGGCAGCUACUCAGAAACUCUGGCCAAACUGGAGUACCAGUACUGCAAGCUACUGGAACAUUCGUCAUGCCGCCUGCAGAGCCUGGAGAGUUUGCACGCGUUCGUGUCCCGCUGCACCGAGGAGCUGAUCUGGCUCAACGAGCGCGAGGAAGAGGAGAUCUCCUUCGACUGGAGCGACGCCAACGCCAACAUGAGCGCCAAGCGGGAGCUGUACGAGGAGUUGAGGUUGGAAUUAGCAGAGAAACAGGAUGUGAUGCGUUCUAUCCAGGAAACGGCUGGCCAGCUCUGUCAGGAAAACCAUCCGGCCAAACAGACUGUGGAGGCCUACAGUGCAGCCCUGCAGACGCAGUGGCAGUGGGUGGAGCAGCUGUGUGUUUGUGUUGAGCAGCAUCUCAAAGACAACACCGCCUACUUCCAGUACAUGAGCGACGCCAGGGACUGCGAGUCGUACCUGCGGCAGCUUCAGGAGACGAUAAAGAGACAGUACACCUGCGACAAGAACAGCCGGCUGAGCAAACUGGAGGACCUGCUGCAGGACUCCAUGGAGGAGAAGGAGCAGCUGAUUGAGUACCGCAGUACGGUGGCCGGCCUGGUGGGUCGGGCCAAGACGGUAGUCCAGCUGCGGCCCCGCAGUGCGGAGAGUCCACUGGGUGGCGCCACACCCAUCAGAGCCAUCUGCGACUACAAACAAAUCGAGACAAACGUUCAGAUCACCAUCAACCGAGGCGAGGAGUGUGUGCUGGAGGACAACUCCCAGCGCACCAAGUGGAAGGUGAUCAGCCCGACUGGGAAUGAAGCCAUGGUUCCCUCCGUGUGCUUCACCGUCCCUCCCCCCAACCAGGAGGCCAUCGACACGUCCAGCAGGGCGGAGCAGCUCUACCAGAAGGUGAUGUCUCUGUGGCAUCAGCUGCAUGUGAACAUGAAGAGCGUGGUGACGUGGCACUACGUCCUCAAAGACAUCCGGUCCGUCUCCGGCUGGACUCUGGACACUGUUCGCAGUCAGAGUCCGUCGGAGCGGCAGCAGCUGCUGGACCACAUGGCGUCCCAGCUGGCCGACUUCCUGUCCGACAGCAGGGAGAGCUCGCUGUUCACGGCGGCCGAGAGACGGGAGCUGGAGCGGGACGCUCAGCAGGCGCAGCAGCACUGCCAGGACCUGCUGCUCCACAUGGAAACAGCGGAGAAAGACGAGUCGGUGUCGCGGUCGUACCUGUCGGAGCUGCAGGACGUCACGCUGCGUCUGGACGAGGCCGAGCGCCGGCUGAUGAGAGCCAUCGAGACUCCGCCUCCCAGCCGGCUGUCGAGCGCCGGCUUCGACAACACGCUGCAGGUUGCAGAGCAAGAGAAGCUGCAGUCUGAACUGGACUCGCUGCGCUGCGGUCUGGGCGACGUUUCGCGGCGCUGCGUCCGGUUCUUCGAGGAGAAGCCGUCGUCCUCCAGCGUUCCCGUCCUGCGCUCGCAGCUCAGUCAGGCCGUGGAGAGAACCGACAGGCUGCACAACCUGUCGGCGCUCUACCUGGAGAAGUUAAAAACGGUCGACGUUUUGACGCGGAGCCUAGAUGAAGCGGAGAGCCAGGUCAGGAAGUACGAGAACAGACUGAGCGAGGAGGACAUCGUUCCCGCUGACACCGGCGCCAUCCAGAACCUCAGAGACCAGCUGGAGCGGUGGCAGGCGGAGCUUUCAGAACAAGAGGAGACCUUCCAGGCCCUGCAGGUCCAGCUGGGCCGGGCCAAGGAGGCGGGUGCCGAGCUCGGGAAGCUGCAUGUGGACCGCAGCCCUGAGCUGGAACGCUACCAGGAGAGAGCCAAUCAGAUGGCAGAGAGGUGGAGCGGCGUCAAGCAGCAAACGGAGACACGGUGGUCGGACCUGGAGGUUCUGGGCUCGGCUCUGCAGCAGUACAGACAGAACCACUCGGCUCUGAUCCGGUGGAUCGAAGAGACGACGGAGAGGCAGGAGAGAGCCCAGGCCGGACAGACGGACAGCAGGGCGCUGUCGGAGCAGCUGGCCCAGCAGACGGCGCUGGUGGCUGAAAUCGAGCAGAACCAGACCAAACUAGACGAGUGCCAGACUUACUCCAAACAGUACUGCACCUCCGUCAAGGAUUAUGAGCUGCAGCUGAUGACCUACAGAGCGUUUGUGGAGUCGAUGCAUAAAUCCCCAGUGAAGAGGAGGAGGAUGCACUCUUCGUCUGACGCCAUCACUCAGGAGUUCAUGGAUUUGCGGACGCGCUACACGGCAUUGGUGACGCUGACCACCCAGCAUGUGAAGUACAUCAGUGACGCCCUGAGGAGACUGGAGGAGGAGGAGAAAGAGGUGGAGGAGGAGAAGCAGGCCAGGGUGGGCCAGGUUUCAGAGCUGCUGGGUUGGGUCAAAGGUCUGCGGGGUCGGACCGGCGGCCCCAGCGCCGAGUCCUCGCUGGCGGCUCAGCAGGCCAUCAGCGAACAGCUGGCGGGGAGGAAGGAGCAGGUGGCCGAGGCCAUCCGCAGCACGCAGGGCUUCCUCUGCUCCAAACAGGCCAGCAAGUUGUCCCCGGAGGAGCGCGCUGCAGUGGAGGCUCAGCUGGACGAUCUGACCGCCACCUACAACCAGCUUCUGGACAGCUCCACCCAGCAGCUGCAGCAGCUGGAGCAGCAGCUGGCCAGAGAGGAGGAGAGAAAGAACCGAGCUGCCAUUGGAGGAGUGAUCGACCUGGGAACCGUGGAAACCUUCUCGGUGUUUCAGGCAGCCCAACGGGGUCUCAUCGACCAGGACACCUGCAGUGUUCUGCUGGAGGCCCAGCUGGUCACGGGUGGACUCGUCCGACCAGACUCGUCAAGGGUUUAUUCAUUGGAUCACGGUCUAACUGAAGGCCUCAUUGAUGCUCACACCUGUCAGUCACUAGCGGAACUUGAGAGUGCCAUGGAGUUGAUAAAAGAGUCUGUAGGUGACCAAAAACUUUUGCCCGUAGCUGCAGCCAUGGAGUCAGGGUUGAUCACAGAAGAGGUUGGACUUCGUAUUCUUGAACUUCAGAUGAACAGUGGUGGACUCAGAGAUUCAUGUGGGAAAAUCAUGAGUUUGGAGCAAGCAGAGGAUAUGAGAGUUUUGCCUUCCAGGAUCUUAAACAAACUUUACUCUAGAAUUCAACACAAAGAGUUGCUCGAUCCAAACACAGCUGAAAAGGUCAACAUAGAAGAACUGAAGCUGCGUUGUAUUCCUGAUGACGACUCAGGUCUCCUCCUCCUUCCUGUCAAACAGCAACCUGGAGGAACCGUUUGCCUCCGAUCUGGAAGAAAAGUUGGCAUCUUCCGCGCCGUCCAGGAGGGACUGAUAGACCGGGCGGUUACCGUGAGGCUUCUUGAGGCCCAGCUGUUCGCCGGUGGCAUUAGUGACCCACGUUCUAGCCACCGGCUGACAGUUGGUGAGGCUGUUCGUCAUGGGCUUAUGGACCAGGAUUUAGCUUGUGCUAUGUUAGCACGACAACUGCAGAAUGGGGGGAUUCUUGACCCGCUCAGUAGGCAACGCCUGGAUUUAGAGGAGAGCAUUCGCAGGGACCUUCUCUCCCCUCGUUUGGCUCUGUUGGUUCUUGAGUCUCUUUGGACUUUUACAGGACUCCUUUGGCCUGAAUCUGGAGAGCUGAUGCCCAUUGCAGAGGCUCUUCAACAAGGAGUGAUAUCAGGUGAUCUAGCAAGAAACAUCUUAAGACAGAGACAUGCCAUUGGAGGGCUGUACAGUCCAGAAACCCUCAAAGUGUUACCCCUUAAUCAAGCUGCAGAAAAAGACCUUGAACCUGAUGUUGUAAGAUGUCUUAGAGACAUUCAUAUACCAGACGUUUUCUACAACAUGAACCAGUCUGGUACUCCUUCUCUAAACCGCCUGAGCUGGGGAUCGACUAGCUCCUCAUCUCCUACAAGCUUCAUGUGGGAAGUUUCACCAACCGAUAGGGUCGAUCCUGAAGUUCAAGCCAAAGACAAGCUUCUCUUUCACCUCAUGACUCACAGCUAUGUGGAUGCGCAUUCUGGAAAAAGGCUGGUGCUCCUCGACCAAGAUCUGGUGCUUGUAGUUAAAGACUCUUGUUUUGCUGCAGGAGAAUCAAGUGAAGCCGAGUCAUCAAACAAGUUGGCUGGAGAUAAACUGCAGACACUGGGCAGUGGGGAAAAUGUUAGAAUGCCAAAUGAAGCAGAAGAACACUGCUCUGAUCUGGAAACUUCAGUAGAUAACCUUGAAAUGAUGAAUACAAGUGACAGUGGAAAGGACAUCAGACUACCACAGAAGUUACCUGAAACCACAAACAAAGAUGGUCUUUCUGAUCCUGAACUUUCUGUUUACACAAAAGUACAUAAAGAAAAAGAAGAAGGAUCCAGUUUGCAAAGUGAAAUGUUUUUAUGGAACUAUCAAGAAGGAAUAAAAUACAAAGCCAAUCCUGUAGGUAGAACCAUUCCUCAACAUCUAGAGGUCAAAGAUACAAUUAUAAAAACAUAUUUUGAAUUGGAGGAAGGCAUUAAAAGUGGGACACAGCAGGAACAAAUGCCAAAAGUAAAAGAAAGUAAGGAGGUAAAUCUGAGAGAGGCUCAAGAAUUCAAAGGUACAAAAAGUUCUCCAACCGAUUUAGCAAGUGUGUCUGAAACAGUCGUUGACUUCAAGGGAUCAGAGACUGUAGUUGAUGAAUCAUUGGGGGAAGAGCAACAGGAGGACGCCGAGUUGGAGAGAUUGGUCCUGGAGCUCAAACAGGGAGGUCUGAUGACAGAGGAUGGAGAGAAGCUGCUGCCAGAUGAAGCAGUAGCUCAAGGUGUCCUUCCUGGUCAUACAGCAGUUAAGUUGAUGGCUCAAGCAGGCCUGUUUGGGGGAUUUCUAGAUGCCACCAGUGGGGAGUCGCUGAGCUUGGAGGAAGUGAUGCAGGAGGGCUUACUAGAUGAAGAUCUUAUGUGGGGUGUCCUGAAGUCAGAUAAAACCCUUGCCGGUGUUGUGGACAUAGAGAAAGGUCAGAUCUGUGGGGUGAGAGAUGCAGCUCAGGCUGGACUCAUUGAUCCUAACACUGCUGCUCGACUCCUAGAAGCCCAGGUUGCAUCUGGAGGGAUUGUCGACUUACGCAGGGAUAAGAAAGUCUCUGUCACUUUAGCAGCAAACCUGGGUCUAAUUGAAGAAGACCAAAGAGAAGAACUGAUUGCUCUUGAAAAGGCUUUCAAAGGAAAGGUUACAGACUCUGCAACAAGCCUCAGAAAGGCAAGUUUACAGCUGCAGAUGGAGGGUGUUGUUGACCCUGAAUCCAAGUCUACAGUUCCCUUAGAACAAGCAAUUAAGAAAGGGUUAAUUAGAUCUGAUGAGGCAUAUCAGGUGUUGGCAAGACAGGUGGCUGAAGGUGGCAUAAUCCACCAUGCUUCAGGAAUGAGACUCUCUGUCUCUGAUGCUGUAGAUAGAGGACUAGUGGAUCGGUCUAUAGCUCCUGGGCUUGAGGAACUAGAAUGGAUCUAUCGAGGAAAAAUCAGUGCCUCGACCAAACCAGAAGCAAUUACUUUCCAGGCAAAAACUGGAGCUAUUUUGGAUCCUGACAAUGGAGUUAGGUUGACACUGACAGAAGCUGUGUCGAAGGGUCUUCUAGAUGACAAGAUGGCCACUGAAGUCAUGGCUUCUCCGGUGGUAACGCAGGGAACAAUUGACCCAAAAACUGCACAGAUUGUGCCUUAUUCAGAACUUGUGAGUCAGGGUAAGAUUGAUAUUGAGACAGGCAAACGCUUCUUGGAGGUGAAGCCCUUCCAAGGUGUUCAAGAUAAGCAAACCUUGGAGACCCUGACCCUCCCUGAGGCUGUUGCUUUGAAGUGGGUUGAUCCAGUUCCAGCUGUAAGGUUGCUCCAAAGCCAGGCAGACACUGGUGGGAUCAUUGAUAUCUACACUGGAGAGAGGCUCCCACUGCCUGAAGCUUCUGCCAGAGGUUUAGUAAGUGGUGAUAUGGUCAAAGAAAUAGCCACCAACCAGUUUGUCAAAGGAGGUUUGGUUGAUCCAGCAACUGGACAGCGAGUGUCAGACCUUAGUGAUGCCAUCACUUCCCGGCUGUUGACAAGAGACCUGGCUUUGGAGAUCCAGGAGACACUAAAGGAAAACUUUCCAGAUCAUUUUACAACUGUUUUAGCUACUGGGCCAAGAACUGACAGUCAAGCAAGCAUGUCUGCUGCAAACAUUAGGACGUCCUCUGGAUCUCCAUCUUUUGUUAGAGGUUUAGAAGUUACGCACAAUUAUGACGAGACGUUCAGAAGUGAAAUUUCCGAUCAGUCACUGUUGCAUCCCGAAGAUGAGAUGGUAGCAGAAAUGGAGCCUGAAAGGUCAAUGGAUCUGUUAUCCAAGUUUGCAUCUAAUGUUGAAAAAAGAAUCCAGCAAGCCAUUCAAGAGAUACUGCCACAAAAACUGGAUAAUCACCAUCAACAAGAACCCAGUGACAAAAUGGAGAAUGAGGGAAAACAAGGGGAGAACUUAACCAGAGGUUUCGUAAAAGAAUCCACUCGGGUAAUAAUCGAUCAUACCAAAGAGGUCCAAAAAGAAGAUGGCCAGGAGACAGAAAAAGAUGAGUACAUGGAGUGUGGAUCCACUGAGAGCACAGUAAUGGUCCAUCGUGGGUCUGAAGAUGUGAAGUCAGAAGAAAUUAUAGUAGACAGAGAAACCAAAGAUCCCAGAUGCUUCCCAGGGUUUCCAGCAGAGAAUGAGGACCUUAAGUCUUUGCAGACCAAAAGCAGCACUGACGUGGAGCAGUCAGAUCAGUUCUUUUCUUCUACAAGUAAAGAGUCAGACAACAAAAGCAAAAAGAAGAGGAAGAGUAAAAAGAAGGCAAGAGGGAAAGAAGUAGAAACUGAAACUCAUCUUCCAGAGAUGAAACAUGAUCUUCAAACUCAUCACACCAGUCCAGAAACCAAAGAGAUCCCAGAGGUUGCUCCUGUUACCACUGAAGAAAUCACAUUAGAUGCAAAUGUGCAGAAGUCAGACUCCUACCUUCCAAUUGCUACUGACCCUUCAUCUGACGAGAGAAUGGAAAGGACUGAAGAGAAAGUUGAGACUGAAAAUGUUUUGGUAGAUCAGGAGCAGGAAGCGGUUCUUCUUGAACCAAACACUGAGAUAGAAGAAGAUGCAACCAGGACAAUAUUAGGUAGAACUCCAGAGAAGGUUGACAUGAAGGUAGAAGAAGAGGAAUCAGUGAUGGAGCAGGAAGAAGUUUCUCUUAAACCAAACACUGAGAUGGAGGAAAAUGAAGCUAAAACAAUGUUACUAAAGUUUUCACAAGAGGAUUCUAAGCAGGAAGAGGUAAAAAAGGAAUUUAUGGAGAAGGCUUUGAUUGCUAGACAACUGGAAGCGCCAGAGGUGCAGAAGAGCAUAGAAGCAGAAUCUCUGACAAAGUCAAGUCUUAAAGAGGAUGAGAAAGCAGCCUUGAUUCUGAAAGCUAAAGAGAGCAUUCUUAAGAAAGUGUUUGAGAAAGGAGUGAGUGAAAAACAGGCAGCCCAAGAGCUGGAGGCGCUGAGGAAGAAGAAGCAAAGGAAAACAGGCGGUAAGAAGACAGAAACUAACGGUGAAGAAGGUGACGCUGAUAGGAGAAGCUUUGCUUUACCUAAAGACCAAGUAACUGUCAAAAAGGACCCCAUUGAGCUGCAGAGAACACCUGGAGAAAUUCCUGCAGCACAAGAGACGCUUGGAGCAUCUUCAAGUGAAAACAUCAGGGCUAAGCAGAAAGAUGUUGAGACUCUUCCAACAGGCUCAAAAAGUAAGAGAAGCAAGAAGAGCAAAAAGCUAAAACCAACUGGAGACAAACCUGAGAUGGAGAAGGAACCCACAGAUCUGAAAGAUCCAAAAUACACCACAAAAUCUCCUGAACCGGAGUCAGACGGCACGGUUUUGAAGGAAUACCUGAAGGUCAGCACUGAUGAUGAUCAGGCAGCUGGAGCAGCUACCAAGAAAUCAAAGAGUCUAAAACCAACCAAAUAUCAGCUUGAGUUGGAGAAUGUAACACCAGAUGAGAAAAUGGGUUCUGGCCUGCAAGAUACAAAAAUGAUCUCAAAAUCUAAUGCAAAACAACUGCCAGAAAGCAGAAUUUUGUCUGAAGAUCUCAAUGUGAGCACUGACACUGAUGAUCAGUCAAUUGGUGCAGCUACCAAUAAGACAAAGAGUCUAAAACCAACCGAGAUGGAGAAGGUAACAUCACAUAUGAAAGAUCCAGAAAAUAUGACAAUUUCAGUUGCAGAACUGGAGUCGAACGGAAAAGUUUUGACUGAAAACGUGAAGGUGAGCAUUGAUGAUCAGUCAGUUGGUGCAGCUACCACGAAGCCUAGAAGUCUGAAACCAUCUGAAGAUCAGCCUGAAAUGGAGAAGGCAACUUCACAUCUAAAAGAUACAAAAUCAGCUGCAGAACCAGAAUUGGACAGCAUAGUUUUGACUGAAGACGUGAAGGAUAUUAAUUAUCAGUCUGUUGUUGCAACCACCAAGAAGUCAAAGAGUCAGGAUGAACAGCCAGAGGUGGAGAAGCUAAGACCAGAUGAGAAAGUGGGUUCUGACCUGAAAGAUAUGGAAAUUACCCCAAAAUCUGGCACAAACCAACAGCCAGAAAGCAACAUUUUGUCUGAAGACCUAAAGGUGAGCACUGAUACUGAUGAUCAGUCAGUUGGUGCAGCUACCAAGGAACCAAAGAUGCUAACUAAACAUCAGCCUGAAGUGGAGAAGUUACUCUCAGUUCUGAUAGAUCCAAAAUAUAUGACAAAAUCACCUGCAGAACCGGAGUCAAACGGUACAGUUUUGACUGAAGACGUGAAUGUGAGCCCUGAUGAUGACCAGUCAGUUGGUGUAACUACCAAGAAGCCAAAGAGUGAAAAACCAGCUGAAGAUCAGACAGAGCUGGAGAAAAUCACAGCUGAUGGAAAAGUGGAUUCUGACCUAAAAGAUAUAAAAAUAACCUCAGGAUCUGAUGCAAAGCAACCAGAAAGCAGAUUAUUGUCUAAAGAUUUAACUGUGAGCACUGAUGUUCAGUCAGUCAGUGACCCUGCUAGACCAUCAGAUGUUGGUAAAGCCAAUCAGAAAGACCCUGAAGGAGGCAAAAGUCUCCAAAAAAGUCAGACCGAACGAGCUGCAGGAUUACACUUAGACCAGAGUGACUUGACAGAUUUAUCUCGGGAGGUUUCUAGCAAACAGGAGAGGAAGUCCUUGGCUCAACCUGCUGCUCCUGACCCACAUUCUGAGAAAAGCAAAAGGAAGGAAAACCUGCAGCCACCUGCAGCUGAAAGCUCUGAUGUUUCUGAAUCUUUAACAAACCUGCAGCAACAUCUGGAUUCUCCAGAAACUGCUGCUUUAUCUAAAGAGGAUGCUUCAAUUGAAUCUGAAUCUCUAAAAGUGACUGAGGUGGAUCUGAGCAAUGAGAGCCUAGAAGACGAAGAAAAAGUUUCUAAGAAUCAAGAAACUCUGUCGACCAAAGAGGAAGCACAGUCCACAGGAAGCAAGUCAUCAUUAUUGCGUCAGGAAUGUCUUGAACAUGACCAGCGAAUCAUAGCGCUGCUCUCCAUGGUCCGACACAUUGAAGUCCGACUAAAACAGCAGCAGCAGUCGGUGGGCCACAGCCUCGUCACGUUGGAUGGCAUCAUCAACCGGACUGAGACUCUGGACCUUGAACUCUCCGACUUGGAGCCUGAGAUAAAGAAAGAAGUUGAAGCUGCAGAGCGACUGUUGAAGCCCAGACCGACCGACGUUCCUCCGCAGCUACUGCUGGCCUUGGAGAAAGAUGGGCGGAGCUUAGCCCGAGCUUACGAAGCGGCUCGGUCGCUCUCUGAGAGCGUCCUGCAAAGUCUGCGGAACCACAGAGACUCAUGCAAGGAUGUGGUGGCAGCUGAGCAGAAAUCUUUGGGACAACAUGUGGACAGGCUGCUGUCCUGGUUGAGUGAGACAGAGGCUCAGAUGGACGGAGACACGGCGGGGAAGGAUGGGCUCACACAGCAGCUGGAUCUCUGCAAGGAGCUCCAGUCUUCGCUGUCGACUUGCUCCGACGAAGUCAGCAGCCUGGUCUCCGACAUCCAGCUCUUCAUCUCUGAGCGCGCUCAGGACCUGGCCCCCGAGCAGAGCAGGCGGCUCCUGGAGCAGCUGCAGCAGCUGCAGACGGCCUUCCAUCACACGUCAAGCCGAGCCGAGGCCUGGGCCGGCGCUCUGUCCGCGCAGCGCGGCAGGGAGGAGGAGGAGAGGCAGCGCCAAGAGAGGCGCAGGGAGGAAGAGGAGGAGGACAGAGAAAGGAAAAAAGCGAGGGAGAGAGAGGUGGUGCAGCAGCAGAAAGCAGAGUGCUCUCAGAAACUGGAAGGCCUCAACGCCUGGUUGGCCGGAGCCUCAGGCCUGCUGGCCAAUCAGAGGGCUGGACCGGAGUCAGGUGACGUCAGCGCCCUGCAGGAGAGGCAGAAAAAGCUGAAGGAGAUGCAGAGGAACCUGCAGGCGAAAGCCGACGGCGUGGCUCAGGCCAUCCGGUCGGUGGAGGAGUUUAUGGCAGAGAAAGGAGACAAUCUGAGCGCAGAGGAGAAGAAGAACCUCCAGGUGGCGCUGGAAAGACUGAAGGAGCAGUACGGCGCCCUGACGGACUCCACGAACACGUCGCUGUCAGAACUCGACGACACCAUCAGCACGACCGUACAGCAGAACACGCAGAGGGCGAAAGCGGUGGAGGAGCUUCAGGAAACCCAAAGCCAGAUCGACUCCCUGCUUUCCUCUUUCAGCCAACUGGACCGGGUCGCAGUGCCGCUGGAUGUGCUGGACUCUUCCGUUUCACCACCGGAGGGCGCUGUGGAGUCGCACACAGAGAUGCUGCAGUCGGAGCUGCAGCAGCUCCAGGCUCAGCAGGCGCAGCUGCUGCAGAUCAGCCAAUCAGCUCGCUCCCUGCUGGAGCAGCCCGACUCCACGGUUCCCCCCGAGGAGAAACAGCGGCUCCGGGCCGCACUGGACCGGCUGCAGGCCCAGCACCAGGACAGGCUGCACAGCUGUCAGGAGCGUCUGAGGAAAUCUGAGGCUCUGCAGGACGAGCUGACCAAAUUCCUCCAGGAACACGGAAACCUGGGCGCCUGGCUGGAACUGAGUGAACAGGAGCUGCGUUCUUUGGGGGAAGGAGAAACCGACGCGCAGGGCCUGAAGGACAGGCUGGAGGAACACAGAAAGCUGGGUGAAGAUGUAAUCUGCCACAAGGCCGACCUUCGCUUCGUCUCCAUCUCGGGCCAGAAAGUUCUGGACUCCGUUCAGGGCGCUCUGGAGCAAGCUGGAGGUUCUGACCCGGCUCUGGACGGCAUCAAGCGGCUCGUCUCUGACAAGCUGCAGGACGCCAACCACAGAUACACGACGCUGCACACCAAGUCGACAGAGCUGGGCGGCCGGUUGGGGGGCCUGUUGGAGCGGUACCAGCAGUACCAGGACGAGGUGGUGUCCAUUCAUUCCUGGCUCAGCGCUCACGAGCAAAACCAAAGCACAGCCAAGUCCAGCGGAGACACGGACCCGCAGAACCUCCAGAACGCCCUGCGGCAGGUUCAGCUGCUGCAGGACGAGCUGGCCGAGCGCUCGGUCCAGCUGGAGAAGGUGAAGCGAGCAGGAAGAGAUCUGGUCAGCGCCGACGAAUCUCCGUCUCUGAAAGCCGUAGACAUCCUCUGCGCUGCAGACGGGUUGGAGAAGCGGUUCGGCAGCCUGUCCGCUUCGGUGUCGGAGCGGGCCGAGCAGCUGCAGACGGCCGUGGCCCAGUCCGUCAGCGUCCAGGAGGGCCUGAAGGGCCUGCUGGGCUGGCUGGACCAGCUGGUUCUGAACCCCGGACCGGUCCAGCCCACCGCCCAGGCCGUGCAGGACGCGCUGACCCAGAACCAGAAACUUCGUCAGGAGCUCCUGUCCAGGCAGGGCAGCGUGGAAGCGACACGCGACGCCGUCCCCAAGCUCCUGCAGAGCUCGGACGCCUCCGCGGCUCCGGGCCUCCACGGCAGCCUGGACGACCUGACCCGGCGCUACGCCGCGGCCCAGAGCAGCCAGGCGGAGCGGGAGGCCCAGCUCAAGGGGCUGCUGCCCCGGCUGGAGAGCUACGAGAGGCUGAGCGCCGACCUGCAGGCCUUCACCCAGAGCAGACUGAAGGCCCUGAGUCCCGCCGGACAGCCGGACCGCAGCGUCCACGACUACAGGCAGACUGUCGAGGAGGUGAAAUCUGAGCUGGAGCAGGAGGCGGGCCAGCUGAAAUCCUUCCGCGGCCUCGGCGCCGAGCUCAGCCAGUCCAGAGCGCUCAGCGACACCCAGAACCUGCUGGAGAACGUCAAAGAUGUGACUGAUGAGUUCACCAAGCUGGAAGAAAACGUCAAUGAAAGGUUUGCUGCCAUCCAGGCCUGUGAGCAGCAGCUCCACCAGUUUCGCGGCCUCUCCGGCUCCCUGGUCCGCUGGCUGCAGACGGCCCAGGACCAGCUGCCCUCCAAGGAGGCCAACCUCAACACCGAGGGUCUGCAGAGGCGCGUCCAGCAGCUCCAGGAUUUGCUGAAUGACUGGGAAUCCCAAGGAUCCAGAAUCCAAGACCUGAACAAGACCGGUUCUGAGUUGGAGUCGCUCAUAAUCGACGUCACAGCUCCUCAGACCAAAACUGGAGUUCCUCAGAUCAACGGUUCUGCCGGUCCCAGCAGCGUGAACGGCAUCCACACCUGCAAAGGUGAGCCCUCAGAUCUGACGGAGCUGCAGGUGACCGUCUCAGAUGUGAACGCUCGCUACGACGCUCUGGGCAGCGAGCUAAAGGAGCGUUUGGGCCGCCAGCAGGCCUCUCUGGAGGUGCGGCAGAAAGCCCGGCAGAACGCGGAGGAGCUCAGGAGCUGGCUGAGCGACCGAGAGAAAAGCCUGACGCUGGGACAGACGACUUCCCCGUCCAAACCCGAGGUGGUGCGCGCUCAGGCCCAACAAAACAAGGCUCUGCUCUCAGAGCUGGCAGAGCAUUCAGGAAAGGUGGAGGAGCUGAAAAGUACGUUGAGAAAACUAAUCGCAGACAAUCCCGACUCCCCCGAGGCCGACGGCUGGAGGCAGCAGCUGCAGGAGAUCGACUCCCGCUGGCAGACGGCCAAUAAGACGGCAGCUCAGCGGCAGACGGAGCUGGAGACGUGCGCCGACCGGCUGGGCAGCUUUGCCUCAGCAGCCAAUCAGCUCGGCCCCUGGCUGAGAGAGAAGGAGCUGAUGAUGAGCGUGCUGGGGCCCCUGAGCAUCGACCCCAACAUGCUCAACACGCAGAAGCAGCAAGUCCAGUUUAUGCUGCGGGAGUUCGACACGCGGCGGCCCCAGUUUGACCAGUUGACCCAGUCGGCGGAGGGAAUCCUCUCUCAAACCGGGGACUCGGCUCAGGACCCCAAAGACCUGGAGGAGGUCCGGACAGAACUGGGCUCCAUCUCCCAGCAGUGGGAGGAUCUGACCGGCCGGCUGACUCAGCGGUCGAGUCACAUCGAUCAGGCUCAGGGAACCAGUGAAAAAUACCAGGCCUUGCUUAAGGAUCUGUCCUCCAGCAUCGCGUCGCUCAGCGAGAGGCUGGAUGCUCAGGCCUCGCUCAGCGCCCAGCCUGAGGCUCUGAAGCUCCGACUGCAGGAAACCGGAGAGAUCCGGUCGGAGCUGGAGCGCCGGCGUGGCGAGCUAUCGGAGGCCGAGAGGCUCUGCGGGGAGCUGAGCGCCAUCGUGGCCGAGCCGUACCUAAAGGAGGAGCUGAGCAAGCGGCUGGAGAGUGUCAGUGCGCCGCUGAGGAGCCUAGAGGAGAGAGCAGCGGACGGCCUGACCCAGCUCCAGGCCGCUCUGUCCUCCACGCAGCAGUUCCAGCAGAUGUUUAAGGAGUUGCGCUCCUGGCUGGACAGGCAGUCGGAUCUCAAACAAUCGCCCUCCGACUCGCUGCCCUGCCGCCCCGAGGCCAUCCGUUCCCUGCUGGCGCAGACUGAGGAGCUGCAGCGCGGCGUCGCCAGCCAGCGGGGCUCCUACGAGCUGAUCCAGGCGGAGGGCGUGUCUCUGCUUGCCACGCUGCCCGCAGACGAGCGCGCCUCUCUGCAGGCCCGCCUGGCCUCGCUGAGGCAGGACUGGGAGGGCGUGAACCAACGGAUCGCGGAGCGGGAGACCCGGCUGAAGAACUCGCUGGGCAAAGCGGAGACGUACCAGCAGCACCGGGCCGAGCUCACGCCGUGGCUGGCAGAGUGCGAGCAGAAAGACGGAGAGGUCCGGCCGUCGCUGGACCCGUCUGUCCUGGACGAGUCUCUGCAGAAAGCCCGGGCGCUGACCCUGGACCUGGAGAGACGGCAGCCCCUGCUGGAGGCUUUUAAUACUGCAGCCGACCAACUGCUGGAGCUGUGCUGCAUUGGAGAGGAAGAGCUACGAGAUGAGAAGGCGCAGCUGAACCGGCGGGUGGACAGGCUGAGCGAGGACCUCCUGAACCGGACCUCCCAGCUGGAGGAGCUGGCCAGCCGCCUGAAGGAGUUCGAGGACGGCAGACAGGCUGUGGAGAGGAGGCUGGAGGCCGCCAAGCAUCAGAUUGAAGUCCAGGAGGCUCUUGGACCUCAGGCAUGCAGCGCUAAAAGCCUGGAGAGACUGAGGAGUCAGCAGGAGAAUCUGCGCUCCCUGCAGCCUCAGGUGGUCUACCUCAAAGAUCUGGCGCAGGGCCUGGUGCAGGACGCACCCCAGACACCAGGGGGCAGCACUGAGGGAACACAGAGGCUGCAGGAGCAGGCCAAGGACACUGAGAAGGAAUAUGAUGAGGUCACUGAUAAGAUCGAGCUCUGCUGCUCCUCCCUGGAGUCGCGCCUGCAGGGCGUCGGCGAAGUCCAGUCUCACGUCCGCGACGUUUUCUCCCGCCUCGCCGACCUGGAUGACGAACUGGACUCCCUGAGUCCCGUCGGCCGCGACGCUGACUCCCUGGCAUCGCAGGCGGACGCCGUGAAGAGCUUCCUGUCCCGCCUGUCCGACCUGAGGACGGAGCUGGAGGGACACGCCGCCGAGUGCACCGCCAUGUUGAGGAGGGAAGGCUCCUCGCCGGACCUGCUGGCUCUGCGCAGGGAGACGGAGGCGUUGAGCCGCCAGGCUGGCAAGCUGAGCGAGCGCGGCCAGGCCAGGCUGGUUCAGAUCGAGGACGCAGCAGAGAGAGUCCAGGACUUCUACCGGCUGGCGGCGGAGCUGCAAGGCAUGCUGGGAAAAGCCGAAGAGGGGCUGAACUCGCAGGGAGCGGUCGGCACAGAGGUGGAGAUGAUCAAACAGCAGCUGCAGGAGUUCAAGGCUGUGGAGCGUGAGCAGGUGGACGGCAUCCAGCCGAAGCUGCAGCACGUCAACGCCGUUGGUCAAGGCCUGAUCCAGAGCGCCGCCAAGCACACCGACACGCAGGCGCUGGAGCACGACCUGGAGACCACCAACCUGCGCUGGAACUCGCUCAACAAACGGGUUGCAGAACGUAUCGCCCAGCUGCAAGAGGCCCUGUUGCAUUGUGGGAAGUUUCAGGACGCGCUGGAGCCUCUGCUCAGCUGGCUGAGCGACACGGAGGAGCUGGUAGCCAAUCAGAGGCCUCCUUCUGCUGAAUACCGCGUCGUGAAGGCUCAGAUCCAGGAGCAAAAGCUGCUGCAGAGGCUGUUAGACGACCGCAGGCCGACCGUGGAGAUGAUCCGUGCGGAAGGCGCCAGGAUCGCCGCCACGGCGGAUUCUCAGGACCGGGAGAAGAUCCAGGUCCAGCUGCAGAGUCUGUCGGAGCGAUGGUCGGACCUGCUGGACAAGGCCGGCGGCAGGCAGCGGCAGCUGGAGGAGCUGCAGGUUCUGGCUCUGCAGUUCCACGAAGCGCUGGAGCCGCUGGGAGAGUGGCUGAGCGCCACCGAGAGACGCCUGAGCUCCGCCGAGCCCAUGGGAACCCAAACGGCCAAGAUCACCCAGCAGAUCGUCAAGCACAAGGCGCUCCAGGAGGACGUUUCCUCCAGAGAGGCUGAGGUUGACCACCUCGAGUCCCUCAGCCAGUCUCUGUUCCCGCUCAGCUGCGCCGCCGAUCGUGAUUGGCUGCGUGAGCGCUUGGGGGCGGUGCGGUCGGGUCACUCCGAGCUCGCCCAUUGGUGCGCCGGGCGGGCGGCGCUGCUGGAUCAGGCGCUGGCCAACGCGCAGCUGUUUGGUGAGGAGGAGGUGGAGGUGCUGAACUGGCUGGCGGAGGUGGCUCAGAGACUGGGUCAGGUCUCGGUGCAGAGCUACCAGCCCCAGCUCCUGGCCGAGCAGCACAAACACACACUGGCUCUUAAUGAAGAAAUCCUGAGCAGGAAGAAAACUGUGGAUCAGGCCAUCAAAAACGGACAAGCUUUACUCAAGCAGACCACAGGUGAGGAAGUUCUGCUGAUCCAGGAGAAGCUGGACGGGAUCAAGUCCCGUUACGCCGAGAUGACGGCCGGCAGCAGCAAGGCGCUCCGCACGCUGGAGCAGGCCCUGCAGCUGUCCACGCGCUUCGCCGCGGCCCACGAUGACCUCAACCAAUGGCUGGAUGGCGUGGAGGCGGAGCUUAGCAACGUGGAGCCUGACGCCUCACCUGCCUACCAGGAGAGACAGAAGGAGCUGAAGAAAGUGUCGGCUGAGAAGCGCCUGGUUCUGGACACGGUGAACGAGGUGGGCAACGCCCUGCUGGAUCUGGUGCCGUGGCGCGCCCGCGAAGGCCUGGACCGGCUUGUCGCCGACGCCAACCAGCGGUACCGACAUGCCGAUGAAACCAUCACUCAGCGUGUGCAGCUGGUGCAAGCUGCCAUCCAGAGGUCGCAGCAGUAUGAAGAGGCGGUGGAUGCAGAGCUGGCCUGGGUCGGGGAGACGGAGCGGAAGUUGGCGUCUCUGGGCCCGCUGAGUCUGGAGCCGGACGUGACCGUGGCUCAGCUGCAGGUGCAGAGGGCCUUCAACAUCGACAUCAUCCGACACAAAGACACCGUCGACCAACUGCUCAGCGUCCGAGACGAAGUGCUGGAAGCCUGCAGCGACGCCCAGAAGGACGCUCUGAUGGUGAAGACGGAUUCUCUGAGCUCGCGUUACGACACGGUGAGCCAGAGCCACAGCGAGCGGUUCUCGGCUCUGGAGCAGGCUCAGGUUCUGGUGGCUCGGUUCUGGGAGACCUACGAGGAACUGGAGCCGUGGCUGGGCGAGACCGAAGCCCUCAUCACUCAGCUUCCGCCUCCGGCGAUCGACACGGACGCUCUGCGGCUGCAGCAGGACCAGAUGAGGCUGCUCAGGGAGUCGAUCGCAGAGCACAAACCUCACAUCGACAAGCUGCUGAAGAUCGGGCCGCAGCUGGCCGAGCUCAGCCUCCAGGAGGGGGCGACGGUGACGCAGCGCUACACCGAGGCAGAGAGGCGCUACCUGGCCAUCAAAGAGGAGGUCAAAGGUCGCGCCGGAGCGCUGGACGAGGCAGUGUCCCAGUCUGCACAGCUGGUAGAGUUCCAUGACAAGAUGGAUCCUCUGCUGGAGACUCUGGAGGCGGCGGUGCAGAGGCUCCGGCAGCCUCCGCCGGUCGCCGCCGAGGUGGAGAAGAUCCGGGAGCAGCUGGCGGAGCACCGCGCUCAGGGGCUGGAGCUGGACAAGCUGCUGCCCAGCUUCUCCGCCCUCUGCUCCCGCGGGGAGGAGCUCAUCAGCCGGGCGGCACACGACGACCCGGCGGCUCAGGCCGUUCGCUCCCGGCUCCUGCGUUUGCGCUCCCUUUGGGACGAGAUCCGGCAGCGAGCCGAGGAGAGAGAGAGCAAGCUGAACGACGUCCUGGACCUCGCCGGGAAGUUCUGGGCCGACGUGGCGGCUCUACUGAGCACGCUCAGAGACUCCCAGGACAUCGUGAGGGAGCUGGAGGACCCCGGGGUGGACCCGUCGCUCAUCAAGCAGCAGAUCGAAGCAGCCGAGGCCAUCAAGGCGGAGACGGACGGCCUGAGGGAGGAGCUGGAGUUCGUCCGGACGCUCGGGGCUGACCUCAUCUUCGCCUGCGGAGAAACUGAGAAACCUGAAGUCAAGAAAACCAUCGAUGAGAUGAAUGCUGCCUGGGAGAGUCUGAACCGAACAUGGAGGGAGAGGAUGGAGCGGCUGGAGGAGGCCAUGACCGCCUCAGUUCAGUACCAGGACGCCCUGCAGUCCAUGUUCGACUACCUGGACAACGCCGUGAUCAAGCUGUGCGACAUGUCGACCGUAGGAACUGAUCUGGGAACAGUCAAACAGCAGAUAGAGGAGCUCAAGCAUUACAAGGUGGACGUCUACCAGCAGCAGAUCGACAUGGAGAAGCUCUGCCACCAGGGGGAGCUGCUGCUGAAGAAAGUGUCGGACCAGACCGACCGGGACAUGAUCCAGGAGCCGCUGACAGAACUGCGACACCUCUGGGAGAAUCUGGGAGAUAAAAUCACCCAAAGACAGCACAAGCUGGAGGCGGCGCUGCUGGCUCUCGGUCAGUUCCAGCAUGCUCUCUCUGAGCUGCAGGCCUGGCUGAGCCACACCCACACCACUCUGGACACGCAGCGGCCCGUCAGCUCCGACCCCAAGGCCAUCGAAAUCGAGCUGGCGAAACACCACGUUUUACGUAACGACGUGCUGUCCCAUCAUGCCACGGUGGAGACUGUGAACAGCGCCGCCGCCGAGCUGCUGGAGUCCUCUCCAGGCGACGAGGCCAGCCACCUGCGGGAUCAGCUGGACCAGCUCAACCGCAGCUGGGAGAGUCUGCUGCUGAAAACCCAGGAGCGGCAGACGCUCCUGGAGGCCGCCCUGCAGCAGGCUGAAGGUUUCCAUGGUGAGCUGGAGGAGUUCCUGCAAUGGCUGAGGCGGACGGAGAGCCAGCUGUCUGCCGCCAAGCCGACCGGAGGCCUCCCAGAAACAGCCAGAGAGCAGCUACAGCAGCACAUGGAGCUACAGGCUCAGCUGAGCCAGCGGGCAGAACAGUACCACCACCUGCUGGAUCAGGGAGAGUCUAUGCUGCUGGUCCGAGGAGGAGAGGAAGCCGGACCCGGAACCACCCAGACCCAGCAGAACCUGGCCAUGCUGCAGAACAAGUGGGCCAGCCUCAACACCAAGAUGGACGACCGCAGGGGGAAGCUGGAGGAAGCCGUUUCCUUGGCAACAGGUUUUCAGACGUCCCUCCAGGACACCAUGAACUGGCUGACGCAGGCCGAACAGACCCUGAACAUGGCCCAACCCCCCAGCCUCAUUCUGGACACGGUCCUCUUCCAGAUCGAUGAGCACAAGGUGUUUGUGAACGAAGUGAACACCCACAGAGAGCAGGUCCUGGCUCUGGAGAAAGCGGGCUCUCAGCUUCGCUUCGCCAGUCUGAAGCAGGAUGUGGUUCUGAUCAAGAAUCUGCUGCUCAGCGUUCAGGCCCGCUGGGACAAGCUGGUCCAGAGGUCCCUGGACCGGGGCCGACACCUGGAUGAGGCCCGGAAACGAGCCAAGCAGUUCCAUGAGGCCUGGAGGAAACUGACGGACUGGCUGGAGGAAGCUGAGAAAAGACUCGACUCGGAGGUGGAGAUCUCCAACGAGCCGGACAAGAUCAAAGUUCAGCUGACCAAACACAAGGAGUUUCAGAAAGCGCUGGGAUCCAAGCAGCCGGUUUACGACACCACAGUGAGGUCAGGGAAGGCCAUGAGGGACAAAGCUCAGCUGCCUGCAGACCAGCAGAAACUGGACCACCUGGUGGGGGAAGUCCGGGACAAGUGGGACACCGUCUGUGGGAAGAGCGUUGAAAGGCAGCACAAGCUGGAGGAGGCUCUGCUGUUCUCAGGUCAGUUUGCAGAAGCGCUUCAGGCUUUAGUGGACUGGCUGUACCGGGUUGAGCCUCAGCUGGCUGAAGACCAGCCGGUCCACGGUGACAUGGACCUGGUGUCCAACCUCAUGGACGCACACAAGGUUUUCCAGAAAGAACUGGGUAAACGAACCGGCAGCGUUCAGGCUCUGAAGCGGUCAGCCCGGGACCUGAUGGAGACCGGCCGGGAUGACACGGCGUGGGUCAAAGUUCAGCUGCAGGAGCUCAGCAACCGCUGGGACACAGUGUGUGCUCUGUCCGUCACCAAGCAGACCCGCCUCCAGCAGGCGCUCAAACAGGCUGAGGAGUUCCGCACGGCGGUGCAGAUGCUGCUGGAGUGGCUGUCGGAGGCGGAGCAGACGCUCCGUUUCCGCGGCGUUCUCCCCGAAGAGGCCGAGACGCUGCAGCCGCUGCUGCACACGCACCGCGACUUCAUGGGAACGGUGGAGGAGAAGAGGGCCGACGUGAACAAGGCUGCCGGCAUGGGAGAGGCCAUCCUGACUGUGUGUCACCCCGACUCCAUCACCACCAUCAAACACUGGAUCACCAUCAUCAGGGCGCGCUUCGAGGAGGUGCUGACGUGGGCCAAACAGCACGAGCAGCGGCUGGAGACGGCUCUGACGGAGGUGCUCAACAACGCCAACCUGCUGGAGGAGCUGUUGUCAUGGUUACAGUGGGCCGAGACCACGCUGGUCCAGAGGGACACGGAGCCGCUUCCUCAGGACAUCCCACAGCUGAAAACGCUGAUCACGGAGCACCAGACGUUCAUGGAGGAAAUGACCCGGAAGCAGCCAGAUGUGGACAAAGUGACGAAAAGCUACAAAAGGAAACCAGCGGAGCCUCCCAGCAGCCUGGCGGAGAGGAGAGGAGCUCGUAAACACCAGCAGCAGCAGCAGCCCAGCAUGCAGCUCUCGGGGGGAAACCCGCGCCUCAACCAGCUCUGUGCGCGCUGGCAGCAGGUGUGGCUGCUGGCUCUGGACCGCCAGCGGAAACUCAACGACGCUCUGGACCGCCAGGAGGAGCUCAAAGAAUUCGCCAACUUUGACUUUGACGUGUGGAGGAAGAAGUACAUGCGCUGGAUGAACCACAAGAAAUCCCGCGUCAUGGAUUUCUUCCGACGCAUCGACAAGGACCAAGAUGGAAAAAUCACACGGCAGGAGUUCAUCGACGGCAUCCUGGCCUCCAAAUUUCCGACCAGUAAGCUGGAGAUGUCGGCCGUGGCGGACAUCUUUGAUCGAGACGGAGACGGUUACAUCGACUACUACGAGUUCGUGGCGGCGCUUCACCCCAACAAGGACGCCUACAGGCCGACCACCGACGCCGACAAGAUAGAGGACGAGGUGACCCGCCAGGUGGCCCAGUGUAAGUGCGCCAAGCGGUUCCAGGUGGAGCAGAUAGGAGAAAACAAGUACAGGUUCUUCCUUGGAAACCAGUUCGGCGACUCCCAGCAGCUGCGUCUGGUCAGGAUUCUGCGCAGCACCGUGAUGGUGAGAGUCGGCGGCGGCUGGAUGGCUCUGGACGAGUUCCUGGUGAAGAACGAUCCGUGCAGAGUGAAACAUCCAGGACUUAAGAUUCUCCGCUCCGAUUCCAGUAGCUCCAUCUCAUCUCGUAUAGUGACAGUCACUCCUGGCUAUUUCUGCUGCCGAGCUCGAGGUCGCACCAACCUGGAGCUCAGGGAGAAGUUCAUCCUUCCUGAAGGAGCGUCUCAGGGCCUGGCUGCAUUCCGCUCUCGGGGUCGACGCUCCAAACCGGGCUCACGCAACGCUUCGCCAACCCGUUCGUCGUCCUCGGCUUCCCACAGCGGCGCCUCGCUCCCGUCGGCUCCCUCCACACCUGCCACACCGACGGCUUCGGCUUCAUCUAGGUCCUCCCUCACUCACUCGCGUGACUAUGCCAAGCCCUGGCUUGCACACAGUAAAACUCCAACGCCAUCCAAGUGCCACUGCUGCCCAGACUUCGGUCACAACCACAGCGCUCCUGGGCACGAGGGGGCGGCGUCUGGCUCCAAACUGAAGAGGCCGACGUUUCACUCGAGUCGAGGUUCGCUGACUGGAGAGAACGGAGGAACUGCGCACAGCAGCAAACGCACAGAUUCAAAGCGAGGGGCGACGACGGCCAGCGGUCCAACCAGCCGCGCUGGCAGCAGAGCGGGCAGCCGGGCCAGCAGUCGCCGUGGCAGCGAUGCCUCUGACGCCUCGGAGCUUCAGGACUCUCGCUCCGUCUGCUCCGAUACUUCAGACACGCCAAGGCGGCCCGGCAGCGCCGCUAAACCCUCAAAGAUCCCAACUAUAUCAAAGAAGGCUCCCAGCCCCAAGACGCCAGGGUCUGCGAAGAAGUAAACCAGCUGAAGAAUCGAUCGGUGUUCUUGUUCUUAUUAUUCAUCCAGACGGCUGGUGUGAAAAUCCUGCACUAUAAGUGAUGUUUUUCCGGGGAAUGAAGGAGAUGGCGAUCCGAGUAAAUCUCCCUCUCACUCCUUCCCAAGUCUUGAAGACAUGCACAAGAGGAGAAGGUCUCUGGACCAGAAUCCGAGGGGUCAGCGAGAACUUUUCCCCCCUUUAUGACCCCGGUUUGCCUUCCAGUCUCCUCUUCUCAAACGUGAUGCUGCCUUACUUUAUGUUACACACAUUGUCGUGAUCACAUGUCCAUCUUUCUAACUGAAAGCUGGACAUGUUAGCUUUACGGGCACACUCGGACCCGUAGAGCGCGGGGCGCGGUGCUGCGCGGAUCGGGGCACGCCGCCAACGCCGCAGCUACACAAACAGAAAAAGAAUUGUGGGAGAAUUAUUUUUACUUGUGGUCCAGAUGCCUCAAGGAUGCGUCAACAGAGAAAAUAUGCAACGACUGCCAUGUCUGUCGCUUGGCGAGAAAACCGUCACCUCAGCAGUGGCGGAGCUGAGGAAACGCUGUCUGACGCACACACACACUUCCUGAGAGGAUCGGUGGAGGUGGUGACUCCGCCCAACCGCUGGAACGCUCCCGUCAGCCCCAAGCGUGCAUUUCAGCAAAGGGCGGUGUGGUUUCCUUUUCUCCUUUUUUACACAAAAAUCACAAGCUAGCAAUAGAAAGGACUAUUUUUACGGUGACAACUAACAGCACAUUACUGACAAUAUACGACAUGCGUAACCUUAACAUGAUGUUAACAACCGUGUUCGCAAGAGUUCGACAACCAGCAUGCACUAAUCCUCUGCCGCUGUGUUGCCCUUAGUGACCCCGCUGCACACACACACACACACACACGUAUCGUGUGUGUGUUUGUUACAGGAAGCAGCAGAGGUCAUUGACUUGAGUCACUGUAUGCAAAAUUUUACUUUGCAAAUGUUUUCUGAUUAAUUUAUGAACCAGUUGGACUUUUUUGUUGUUUAGCUUGAAAGACAGAUUUAUUUAUUUUCAGUUUUUUGUCAUAUCACCGUCGGCAGAGUGAUUUAGUAUUAUGGUUAAAGAAAUUAUGAAUUUUUUGUACCGAGAAGAUGCCCACUCCGCUUUUUUUUGUUGACAUGGUUUGUGUGUAAAAGCCUGUUUCUAGUCUGCUAUUGUAACAUUACAUUGCUCAUUGGGGCGCCCUCUAGUGGCAGUCUUGUUGUUAAAUUUUCUUUAUCGCUAACAACUACAUUUUCCUGACCAAAGGGGUUUGCCCUUCAUGUGUAGAGAUGAACCACAGAUAUGAAUGACAACGUCUCUUCUAGGUUUUUUCCUCAAAAGUCCUGUUGCUGACAGGGCCACGUUGUCUAAGUGUUUUCUCAAAUUAAGAGAUGAAGUUUAUGGAAACUAAUGAAAUAACAUCAAGAAGACAUCUUAAGGUUGAUUUUUAUUUAUUUAUUGUCUCUCUGAGGGGGAGUGAUGGGGAAAUGAUUACUCCACCUUUUUGAUGCUGCAGUCCUCUCAGUGUGAUGAAGUCAACAUGGAGAGAGGAGGGGGUGUUACAGGGAGUCACUUGUGUAAAACGAAAACAAUAAACUAAAAUUAUAAACUUUUUUUCUGUUUUUGUAUUAAAAAAGUAUGCUUGCAAUAAAACUA
Messenger RNA from Xiphophorus maculatus (southern platyfish), 27458 nucleotides. RefSeq names its product microtubule-actin cross-linking factor 1 (gene macf1a). Lineage: Eukaryota; Metazoa; Chordata; Actinopteri; Cyprinodontiformes; Poeciliidae. The coding region runs from base 1280 to 25783 and encodes 8167 amino acids. Gene Ontology annotation, biological process: wound healing; intermediate filament cytoskeleton organization. Gene Ontology annotation, molecular function: microtubule binding; structural molecule activity; calcium ion binding. The transcript has 104 exons. The record is from RefSeq and is a predicted model, not a curated record. Gene Ontology annotation, cellular component: cytoplasm; membrane; intermediate filament.